GCAACCACAUUCUCCCAGAUGAAGAUCUCUAUUCUUUCUACAUUGAACUUCUAAGCAGAGCUGAUCCCAGUAAACCAGCAAAGCUGACUCCAGAAAAUGCUAUCCAAGCAGCUGUGGAUUUUGUCAGGAAUCUACCAAGUGUUGAUAAUCUGGAUGAAGUUGGAGAAAUCAUAUUCAGGAACUCUAAAGGGAACAAGACAGAGCUGGUGUCAAAGUUCAAACAAUGUGUACAGUAUUAUUUAAAUGGCACAAACGAUGGAUUUCUUAAGUACAGGCCUCGGCUUGGGCAAUUUGGUGCUACUCCAAGACAAGGAAAUUACGCAAUGUCACAGAGAAAUAUUGAUAGCCCUGGAUUUACUGGAGAUCAUGUACCUCAGGUUGUGGUCGAUCCCCCCACGGGAGGAAAUGCCAACUUCAACCAUAUCCCUCCAGGAAUCCGUCAGGAUAUGUUAGCCGCAGUGUCCUCCUCCUCCUCCAGCAGUAGUGGUUCUAGUCCCAACAGGAACAGUCCAGAGGCUAACUGGUCCCAGUCCCUCAAAAUACAGGCACAAAUGCAAAGCAAACAACAGACAAAGUCCCCCCCAGGAGACUCUAAAAUCCCCCAGGUAUCCCCAGAAAUCAUGAGAAUCGCCAGUGAGAGGCACCAGAAGGGGUUGAUGCACCCUUGGAUUUAUCAGCUGCUAUCACAGGGAGAAAUGAAGAUCCCCGUCAGUUUGGAGGAUGAAGCCAGCAGGGAGCUGCCGACAGCAGCGGAGCUGUACAAACCAAUCCGACAGACCGUAUACUCCGUACUCUUCAACCUCAACAAACUGAAAAUCAUCCACGAAAAUCAGGUCAAAGAGAAAGGUGAUGCUCCUCCCUCUUCUCCUAAGUCUUUUGACAUACCUGUCAAGGAAUGGUCAGUGAGGAGGAACAAUGCUCGGCCCUCCUUUGACAUGGUCAUUGCCCGUCCUGUGGACUGGAAGACGCCGUCCAUUGAGCGGAUGUGGCUGGGUCAGCAGGUGGAUGAUAAGACCCGGCGUCUGAGGGCGUUCCUGACCUGUAUGGAGAGUGACACGCCCCUGAUGCUGAACACACAAUAUGUGCCUCAACAACUCCUAAUCCUCUGCUGUGUACUCAGGUACAUGUUGAGGUUUGGCCGAAUCCUUCAGCGCCUGGAGUUGGAUGCCUUCCUUGCUAUGAGUGUGUCUCCACUUCUACAUGAUGUACAAACCAUGCAGGAUCUUAAGUUGCCUAAUGUUUUGCCACGAGGAAUCCACUUGGCCUCUUUACUGAUGUCUGGUGUGGAGACUGCAGUGUUUGCUAAUGACGUGUGUGGGGCCCCCAUACCCUGGAACAUGUGCCUCCCCUGGCAGUUCUUUGAUGGCAAGCUGUUCCACUUCAAGCUACUGAAGGCUACCAACAAUACGCCACUGAUUGACAUGUGUGACGGACAGGUGGAUCAAGUCCUUCAGGUGGAGAGGAUGAGACAGGCCAUCAUGGAGGGACUACAGUUUGAGUUUGCCAAGCCAAUGCUCCCCGCCCCCUCUCUGUAUACUAACUAUCCCUACGGAUACCCCCCGUUCCCCAACCCAAACAACCCCAUGAACUUCCGCCCGGCAGGCAUGGGGCCCCCCAACAAUAGGAUGGGGCGGCCAGGUGGAAUGCCUGCAGGAAUGGGACCACAACAGAAUCAGCCCAAGACUCCAGGAAGGGGCAGGGGAAUUCUGGGCCGCUCUCCAGUGGAUGCCCGCGGGGGACAGCUGGAAAUCGCGGGGGUCGUGGUGGGAAGCUGGGGACCCAAUAUUCCAUCGGCAGGCAGGGGACGUAACUCAGGUCUGAGUCCCAGGGUCAUGUCUGUUGGCAGGGGAGAAAACGGGGGAAACGGCUACCCAAAUAGGGGAGGGAUGAACCCCAUGCGUGGAGGAAUGCCCCCUAUGAGAGGUGGGGGUAUGGGUAUGGGAGGUGGACCAAUGAUGUUCCGAGGAAUGAACCGACCAAUCAGAGGACGCAUGGGACAGCCCAUGUACGGCUACGGCAGGGGAGCCAUGAGGAUGCCCAUGGACCGGGGAUAUCCAUUCAGGGGACGUGGUGUUGUCAGAGGAGUUCGUCGACCUCAGGUCAAGGUCAGACCAAGGCCCGGGAAAUUCAAACCAACUGCCAAGCCCAAAACAAAUGGCAAGGGUCGCGGAAUCACCAUUGAAAUUAUUGAAGAAAGUGUUGCAAUCUCCCAAGUGAACGGCCAUUCAGACGAUGCAUAUGAAGACGCCGAUGCUGACGAUAAUCUGACAACACCGAUGGGUAAAGGCCGCAUCCACGAAGGAAUCCAGAGUCCCGACAGUGGUAUCCACGGUGACAAGUCGGCAACGGACAUCAAUGCAUAGACUGACAACUUAUUCUAAUCAUUGUUCUCUUUUUCUGCAAAGUUCCUGUGUGUGUGUUAAAACAUUUAUCUCUACAGCGACGACAGUGUUAUGUAGUUAAAUAUUUACACACACACACAAACACAAAAACAAGGUGGGUACAGUGAUAGCCAGUCCUGUUUAUUUUUUCCCCCAGAUUUCUAUUGUUUUCGUUAUAUUUUUUUCUUCCUAUAUUUUGUAUGGUGGACUGGUCACUGUAUUCUGUGAUGUGAUGUGGAUAAGAAUCGUAUGAUUAUUUUCUUCAUCAUGUCACCCAAAAAAAACUGGGAACUGUUCAACAAGCAAAGACUGGCGAUUACAGAAUUUUUCUUUAGUUUAUACUUUAUUUUCUUAUCAGAUGUUAGAUUUCCUCAAAGCCAGUGUUGACGUCUUUGCUUUUUGAAUGGGGCCUGUAUUUCCUAGGUUCCGGAGACCUGGUAUGAACAAAACGUCCAAUAUUGAUGCCAGAUGUCUCGGGAACUUGGAAAUGUAAAAUCUUAUUGACGUGUAUAAAAUGUGAAAUCAGAACUGAACAACUUCCUCAGUGGUAUUUUCUGUCGUGAUAUUAGUGGGACGUGUUGAAAAAGGCUGCAAACUGCCAAAUUUUUUCUGCAGUCUUUAUGUUUGACAUGAUUGCUGAUUUUUUUUUUUUUGAUGAAGCAGUAAGGUUGCUCAAGAGAGAGACGGAGGAGUUGAAGAUUUUUCAGGGAGACAUUUUAUUCACAUCAUGUUUGUUGAACAAGGCUCUUACUAUUGUAAGGUGGCCUCUAUUGUUGCAUUUAUAUUUUCCAAUGGUGGUCUUUUGACUUCCAGUCCACAAAAAUGGUCGGAUGCCAAAGUCAAAUGCACUCGACUGGAACGCUAGAGUUAAGACAUGAAGAUGUGAGAUGGUAGGACAGCCUUGGGAAUUUUUCUUUCAACUACAGAAAUUCAGUCUUAAUACAAAGCACUUUUUCUUGUAAUACUAAAAAAAUUUUGAAAAUGCAUUUACAGUAUCUCUCCUUUUUUUCAAAUAAAUUUGGUUAUUAAAAUCUUGAAGAUAUGAAAUUAAAAUCUCUGCACACCAACAUUUUGGUAUGUAAAACUAUGAGUUUUGGGAAUGAAUAAUAUAUAGGUAUAUUGAAAAAUUUUCAUUGUACAUUUUUAUGAGCUGUCUUGCUAGAAUCACAGUUGAGGCCUUAUAGUUGACAUUGGUAAUGUUAGGAAGUGGAUGCAUGCACAAGUGUUCAAAUGGCCCAUAUUGUUUUUUUGACUUUUAUACAGAAGACCUCUACAUUAUUUUUGUAUGUUUCUAUAUUAAUUUUUAUUAGCAAAACAAAUUGUUUGAAAAAAAGAUCAGUAUUUGUCAUGUGAAUUUGUGUGUGCUUUGUCCAGGGAAGAGAUUUUGGGCCUCAAUAUUUUAUUUCAUUAAGCCACCCAUCUGAUGUUCUAGACAAAACCGGAAAUUUGAACUUUUUUUCUCGUAGGAACUGAGUCUAUAAAACUGUACUUCUCUGUUUCUUCUAUGGAAGCCAGAAUUGGUUAACGUUCUUGGACGUCUGUGAUAUACUUGUUUAUUUCAUAUUUUUAUGUUUCUUUCAUACAGAUCAGUAUUCUUAAGGCUACUUUCAUUUGGUUUUCAGUUUUCCUCUAAUUAUUUUCUCUCUCAAUGAAAACAAAUUUAACAUUUUUUUUUGUAUCAAUGAGCUUUCUCUCUCAGUGGAAACAAACUAUUAAUAGAAGUUUUUUUUUUCUCAACGAACUUUCACAGUCUAGAAUAUGAUAUGGACAGGGUUUAAAAUAAUGGAUAAAAACAAAAAUAAUGUAUUAAAUUGUGGUAAGGUUUGUCAAGGGUUUGGGCGGAAAUCAUUGUCAGGAUUUUUAAGUGUGCACACUAUGAAGCAAUAUUACCAGUCAACUAGGAUGUAUAAAACAUUCUGGAAUUGACAAAGAAAGUAGGUUUUACUCUUAUUUAAGAGUUUCUAAUGAGUCUCUAAAGAAAAAAAAUACAAAGAUGAAAUAGGAUAGGCAUAUUGAUUGUUUUAGCAAGGAGUGGAAUUUAGUACAUUGGUUAGGAAUAUUUUCUAUGUGAAUUUCAAAAUGUGUUAUACUUGUUCAGGAGAGCAAAAUUCAAUCCACAUACAAGACUAUUUCGAGAAUUCCUUUGGUAUCUGUGGUGAAAAGAUGCUUUAAAUGAAAGAUUAUAAACUGACCUUUGACAUUUUUGAUGUGUCCUUUAAGCUGUUGCCAUGGCAACUUGGACUGGUUAAGAAACAAGACUUGGUGAAAAUAGAGAUGAAUUUAAGAAGAAAUUAAUUCAAGUAAGGAUCCAUAUUAUAACAGAAUUGUUCUUUGUUUAAAUGCACUUAUUUUUUUCCACAGUGAAAAAUUUCUUUUUUGUGGAAUCAUUAUCUCAUAGGAAAUGUAAUAUGAGAUGAGAAGUGAAGAGAACCAGCGAUAGCUUCCUUUGAAAUGGUUUCUUCUUUUUUAAAGAAAAGCAAAACAACUAUUAGGAAAAGUUUACUUUGCAACAAAAAAGUAACCCCCUAAAAAGAUUGAAGCAUGCAGAAGUAUCCAUGCUUGUUUUUCAUUUUGAAAUGAAAAAAAAUCCCUUUAUCCGGCUGGAAAAGGGUCAUUAAAAUGGGACAUUGAAAAGGAGGAUAUUUUUUUUUGAAUAAAAUGAUGGAAAUCUCCUGGUCCCUAUUGUACAUUAACUCUUUUAAUUUUUUCUUUCAUUUUGUAUUAUGUAUAAUAUUUUACUGUAAAGCUGAUUUGAUUGAUAUCAAUUAGCUAAGGUUUUGUAGUUAUUACAAAUGUUAAAUAUGCUUACGUAUUGAUUAAUGACUGGAAUUAAAAUGUCAAGAAGUCAGUAAUUUGGGGGAAAAUUGAUAAAGCUAAUAAAAUACAAUCUUAUCCUAAGUAAAUAUAAGGGGGGGUUGGUUAUGGUCUUGUAAGUUUCUCAAAAGAAAAAAAAUCUCUGAAUUACUGGCUUCGCCUUUGUAUUACUCUAUUUAUCAUGCAGUCUUGUGUGUUUUAUAAAGUGGUAGCAUUAUGCUUGCUUUCAAACAGGGAAAAAAAAAAUAAAUGUUUCUUGGAAAGCUUCCAGGGACACAAAAAAUAAAAGCAUGUUGUAAAAAUAUGAUAAAUUCUCCUCCCCCUCACUACAAGAUUAUUAUGUUGUAAUUUUGAAUAUUUGCUUCUCACAUUUUUUUUCUCUAUCUUUUGUUAUUCAAUAACAUAAAGUAUUGGAAUGGAAAGUAGUUUAACGAAAUAUGGAUUGCUUUGUACAGAAUAUUCCAAAAAUUGGGUUUUUUCAUUAAUUUGUAUUUAAAUAUGUUUUUGAUUAAUUUUUCACACUCUUUUUUUGCCAUGAUUUUGUUGAAGUACUACUUUAAACAUGUAGAAGAAACCUAGUUCAAAGACAUUUAUUUGAUUGAUUAGAGGAAACACUGUAAUAUUGAUAACAGUUGAUAGCAAUGCUACAGAAACUACUGAAUACAGAGGUACCAACAAAUCAUGGCAUUGCUUUUUGUUUCACGCUGUUUUUAAAAUGUUUAGCAAAAUUGUAAAUGAGUUCUUUUUUAUAAAGGUGUAUAGUUGAAAUUUUGUUUUCUAAAGCAUGGCCUAUUUUUAGACGUCUUUGGAUAAGGGAGUUCAUUUAAAACCUUUUUUCUCUCUAAAGAAAGGCAUGUUUGAGCAUUGCAUGAAAUGUGCAUGAAACAGUUUAUGUUUCUGUAGUUUUUUUUUUCAUUUUUUGCCCAUCUUUGGCAUCAUAACAAUACAAUUAAUCCAGUAUUUGGAAGAAUGGUAUAUUUACAUGUAAGCACUUAUUAAGUAGUAAUAAUUUUUUGCAAGCAAAAGUUGUGCAGUGUGGUACAUUGUAUUUUGAAAUAUUGUAAAAUAAAAAAGGAACAGAAUUCUUUAGGAGGAUGCCACAUCUACACCAACUUUUGCUUGUGGUCUUUACUCUGUAUACAUUGUGUAUUUGGUAACUUUGCCAAGUUUGACAAAUUCUCCUUAUAUAAUCUAUAUUGUGUACUACUCCUUGCUUAGAUAGAGAUACAUAUAAUAUUUUACUAUAGGUGAGAAUGACAGACUAUUUUUGAGUUCUUAGGAUUUAAGGCCUUCAUGGUAUCAUGUAAACGAAUUGCAAGUUAAGUCAAAAUAAGAUUGAGAGAGGAAUCGGUUAAAUUUUUUUGGCUCUUUGCAAACCAGUUAUUUGUUAGGAUUAAACUUCUAUACAACAGUAAGAUAAGAAUGGCCUGAGAUGGAAGAGGGUAGCCCAGACAUAAUGACAUUUGAAUGGACUGUCAAGUGUUUUUGAAUAAAUGUUGUUUUUGUGGA
Saccostrea cuccullata (small rock oyster) is the source of this 6704-nucleotide messenger RNA. RefSeq names its product constitutive coactivator of PPAR-gamma-like protein 1 homolog. NCBI's taxonomy places the organism in Eukaryota, Metazoa, Mollusca, Bivalvia, Ostreida, Ostreidae. The record is from RefSeq and is a predicted model, not a curated record. The annotation marks the transcript as partial. Gene Ontology annotation, cellular component: nucleus. The transcript has 16 exons.